Cicer arietinum (chickpea) is the source of this 4620-nucleotide messenger RNA. RefSeq names its product TMV resistance protein N-like. Gene Ontology annotation, molecular function: ADP binding. Lineage: Eukaryota; Viridiplantae; Streptophyta; Magnoliopsida; Fabales; Fabaceae. Gene Ontology annotation, biological process: signal transduction; defense response. The record is from RefSeq and is a predicted model, not a curated record.
UUUCAUAGUCUCACAUUUUUUUCUAAGAGAAAGAAAUAUAACUCUCAAAAUUCACAUGGAUUCUUCUUCUUUCAAUCAUGGAUAUGUUUACCAUGUUUUCUUAAGCUUUAGAGGAGAAGAUACACGUGAGACUUUUACUGGCCACCUUUACAAUGCUCUUGAUCAAAGAGGAAUCAACACUUUCAUAGAUGAUGAAGGCUUAAGAAAAGGUGAAGAAAUUUCACAAUCUCUUCUUAAAGCAAUAGAAGAGUCAAGAAUUUCCAUUAUCAUAUUUUCUAAGAACUAUGCUAAUUCGACUUGGUGUCUUGAUGAACUUGUGAAGAUUCUUGAGUGUAAAAAAGAUAAAGGACAAAUUGUUUGUUCGGUUUUUUACGACGUUAAUCCGUCAGACGUGAGACACCAGAGAGAUACUUAUGAAGAAGCUUUUUGUAUGCUUGAAGAAAAAUUUAGAGAUAAUAUGGAGAAAGUGAAGAAAUGGAGAUUGGCUUUGACUCAAGCUGCAAAUCUUUCUGGAUGGCAUUUCAAUAAUGGGUAUGAAUUUAAAUUUAUCCAAAGUAUAGUAGAUGAAGUAUCAAGAAAAUUGAAUAGAAUCCCUCUAAAUGUUGCAACACACCCUAUUGGACUACAAGCUCGUGUAUCAGAUGUUACAUCACUCUUACAACUUGAAUCCAAUGAUGUUAAAAUGAUAGGAAUUCACGGUAUCGGAGGAAUCGGCAAAACAACGAUUGCAAAAGCUGUUUACAACACAAUCUACAAUCGAUUUCGAUAUGCGAGUUUCCUCGCAAAUGUCAGAGAAAAUUCAAGGCAUAAGUCUGGCUUAGUGAAACUCCAAGAAAAACUUCUUUUUGAGUUACUUGGAGAGCAAGGAAUUAAAUUAGGUAAUGUUGAUAAAGGAAUCAAUGUAAUAAAAGAUAGGUUAUGUAGAAAAAAGGUUUUACUUGUUAUUGAUAAUGUUGAUGAUGUUGAACAAUUACAAGCUUUAGUUGGAGGAUUUGAUUGGUUUGGUUUAGGAAGUAAGAUCAUCAUAACCACUAGAGAUAAACAUUUGUUAACUUCUCAUGAAAUUGGUUUAACUUAUGAGGUUAAGAAGUUGAAUCAUGUUGAGUCUCUUCAAUUGUUUAGUUGGAAUGCAUUUAAAAGAAGCGAACCGGACGAUACUUUUUUCGAUGUUUCGAAUCGCGCUGUUUUGUAUGCAGAAGGACUUCCAUUGGCUUUAACUGUUUUAGGUUCUGAUUUGUGUGGUAGAACCAUUCAUCAGUGGAAAUCUGCAUUGGAUAAGUACAAAAGAAGUCCUAAUAGGAAAAUUCAGGAUAUACUUAGAAUAAGUUUCGAGGGUUUGGAAGAAAAUGAAAAGGAGAUUUUUCUGUAUAUAGCUUGUUUCUUUAAAGGUGAGAUUAUGGAAUACGCUGCGAAGGCGUUGCGCGCGUGCGAUCUGCAUCCGAUUAUCGGCGUUGCUGUGCUUGUUGAUAAGUCUUUGAUAAACUUGGAUGAAAGAGGUGUUUUGUCAAUGCAUGAUCUUAUACAAGAUAUGGGGAAGGAAAUUGUUAGACAAGAAUCGCCGUUGGAUCCUGGAAAACGUAGUAGGUUGUGGUAUUAUGAAGAUGUUCUUCAAGUACUCGCCGAUGGAACGGGAACUGAUAAGAUUCAAGGUAUAAUGUUGAGCCUACCUGAAAAGCAAGAAGUGAAGCUAAAAGCUGAAGAUCUCAAGAAGAUGAGAAACCUUAGAAUGUUGAUAAUUAAGAAUGCUGAAUUUUUUGGAGAGAAUGUACAUCUACCAAACAACUUAAGGAUGCUUGAUUGGGAGGAAUAUCCUUCUCCAUGUUUAUCAUCUGAUCUCCUUCCUGAGAAAAUUGUAAUGCUAGAAUUGCGGCGCAGUCAUCUAACGUUGGACAAACCAUUCAAGAACUAUGCAAACAUGACUUCCCUGAAUCUUGGUUCAUGUGAACUCCUUACAAAAAUACCUGAUAUUUCUGGAAUACCAAACUUAGAGCAAAUCAUUCUAGAAGAUUGUACAAACUUAGUUGAUAUUCAUGAAUCACUUGGAUCAUUAGAUAAACUAGUUUACUUAGGUGUUGAAAGGUGCACUGAACUAAAGAAGUUACCAACUGUCCUAAACAUGCCAUCAUUAUCAUGCAUUGCUCUUAAUGGUUGUUCUCAACUUGAAAACUUCCCAGAUUUGUUUGGAAAUAUGGAAAAUCUUCGAAUCGUCGAGGUGGAAGAGACAGCAAUACAAGAAUUGCCUUCUAGUAUUGUUAAUUUCAACAACCUUCAGAUUUUAGUACUAAAGUCUUGCUCAAAUCUUAAGAAUCUUCCAAGGAACAUUUCUUUGUUGCCAAAUCUUCAGUUACUUGAUGUUUCUGGUUGUCCAAAACUUCAACUAUUUCAAGAGAAGCUUAGUUGUUUUAGCACACAAAAUUUAGAGUCCAAUGAAUGUUCAUUACCAUCAAAACCAUGUGUAGAUUUUGACUCUUUAGGCAUACAAUCUUCACAUGGUUUUCAUUUAUUGGAAAAUCUUGAUCUUAGUGAUUGCAAUCUAUCAGAUGAUGAUCUACAUAUCCUUAGUUGCUUUUCCAAACUCAAUUCCUUAGACAUAUCAAGAAACAAUUUUGUAACCCUACCUAAAUGUUUCAACAGACUUAGUAGCUUGCAGGAGCUUUACAUUUUCAAUUGCAAGAAUUUUCAACAAAUUUCUGGGAUUCCACCUAAUUUAGAACAUAUAGAUGCUACUAGUUGCACAGUGUUGAAUUCAGAAUCAUUGAACCUGUUGUUAUGCCAGGGAUUACAUAAGGCAUUUAAAUUUGAAGUUAUAGUACCAAGGCCAAGGAUACCAAUGCCAUUCAAGUUCAACUACCAUAACAAAGGAGGAUCCAUUUCAUUCUGGAUUGGCCAAAAGUUCCCAAGAAUUGCUCUUUGCUUCAUUUUUGAACUAGGAAAUAAAAGAAUUGGUUUCUUUGCAUGUGAUGUUCAGAUAUCUAUUAAUGGACAAAAAGCAUCCAAUAAAGAACAGUACUUCCUUUCAGUUUCUGGUGAUCUUGUAUGGCUGUAUCAUCAAGAAAAUUUGAUGGACUUAAAUACAUAUUUACUGCAUGAACAGAAUAAUGUGGAAGUUUCUUGCGAAAUUAUAGAUGCGAGUAAAGGCGCAGAUGUGACGAUAUACUAUUGUGGAGUUCAUGAGUAUAAGGAAGAUGAGGAAGUGAAGAAAACAAAUUUGAUAUUGUGCACAAGUUCUAGUCCUUGUAAUAAUGGUUACUUGGAUAACACUCAAUCAUCUAAGGAAAGACAUGAAAAUCAAUGUCAUUAUGAAGAUAGCUUGGGAAUUGAUUGCUGCUCCUUGAAUGAGAGUUUAAGGCUUCAUGAAAUAUCAGAUAAACAGAUGCAACAGAUUUCGGCUUCGAUUAGGCCAGUAAUUAUUGAAGUUAAUGAAAAGACUACAGAUAUUUUGGAAGCUGAUACAAUACAUGAAAGCAAGGACAUAUCUUCAUUGGAUAUGCAGCUAUAUGGUGAUAGAAUUUGGGAUCCAAUGCUAUUAGAGUAUCAGUUGAACUGCCACACCUUUGAGAACAAAGAGAACAUAAGAAUGAUAGUAGAUGAUGUCCAAGUGGAGCCACAAGGAAGACAUGAGGCAUCAAUUAUUGCUGCAAAUGUUGUAAGCAACAAGGGAGAACUACAAGUGCAAGAGCAUGGAGAUAAGAGCAAUGAAAAUUCUUUGAUUCAUAUGGAACACAAAAAAAGUCAAAGUGAAGAGAAUAUGGAAGCAUUUUAUGCUUCCCUUUAUGCUGAGACAUAUGCUUCAUUAGGAGAUACAAGUGAUCAUUCAAAAUUGGCUUAUCCUAAAAUGACUGAAGAAACCAGGAAAGCCUUGAAAAUUCUUAAAGAACUUUUGUCAAAACAAAUUUUUCAUCUUCUUGAACCAACAUCAUCCACAUCCAUAAAAACUACUUUGGAUUAUCUGUGUACUUCAUUUGAAGAUAAUGUGUCAAUGAGGUUAAAGUCUUUAAUACUAAAACUUUCAGCUGAGUUUAGUCAAUGGAGUUGUGACUACAAUGAUGCAAACAUGAAACUUGAGUCCUCAAUUUUAGUGCUAUCAAAGCUGCAAGAACUUGAAGAGGGUCUUGAAGCUAACAAGGACCAGUUCAGUGAAUUUUUGUCAAUAGAAAGUGAGUUGGAAAGCCAAUUAGUAUAUUUGAAAGAAAGAAUGAAAGAGCUGGAAGAGAAAAUUAAUGCCAUUAAAAUGAACAUUUCCAUUUCUGAUGGGGCUAGGGACACUGCACUUAGAAAGAAAAGAGAAACCUUUGAGGCAGGAAGAGUGUUGAAAGCUCAAAGAGAUGAGUUGAGGAAGCGAAGGUUGCGGUUGAGAGCGGAACAAGAAUCAGCCAAAGCUACCAAAGGAUACAUUGAAGAUGAGUGGUCAAAGAUUAGAGAGAAAUUUGAUAGAAUCUUGAAAACCUUUGGGUUAGAUUAUUGAAUUUGAUUCUAAUAUCAUGUAGGAAGUUUUAGUUUGUUUUUAAGUACUUCCUUAUUUCACAAGUAAUGGAUUUAUUGUACUGAUUUUGCAAUGGUUAAACUUCGGAAAAAUUAGAUCUUGACCCGUGCGCUGCGCAUAGUAGUUUUAACUGUAAA